AUGGAAAAAAAUAUGGUAAUAUCAAACGAGAAGUGUUUAGUUUUAGAUAUAAAAAAUUAUUUCAACCAAACUAAUACAAUUGAUGAUUCGAAUAAUCUUAUUGAGUUUAAAAAGUUAAAUGCUUCAUCGUUAGACAU
Molecule: messenger RNA, 137 nt
Organism: Dentiscutata heterogama
Lineage: Eukaryota; Fungi; Glomeromycota; Glomeromycetes; Diversisporales; Gigasporaceae
Source: the annotation of a GenBank genome assembly